This is a messenger RNA of Carassius carassius (crucian carp), 853 nucleotides long. RefSeq names its product ras-related protein Rab-3A-like. The coding region runs from base 149 to 811 and encodes 220 amino acids. The record is from RefSeq and is a predicted model, not a curated record. Gene Ontology annotation, cellular component: axon; synaptic vesicle; synaptic vesicle membrane. Gene Ontology annotation, biological process: maintenance of presynaptic active zone structure; regulation of synaptic vesicle fusion to presynaptic active zone membrane; protein secretion. Gene Ontology annotation, molecular function: GTPase activity; GTP binding. The transcript is spliced from 5 exons. Lineage: Eukaryota; Metazoa; Chordata; Actinopteri; Cypriniformes; Cyprinidae.
AGCGAACGUGUAAUUGGUUCAUCCACAUGUCAGUCAUUGUUUAGCUCCGCCCCCAGCUGGCUCCAGUCGACUGACGAAAGCACGAGUACAGGUGCACGAGCUGCCUGGGAGCUGCAUCCAAACUACAGCAAAUAAACAUCCUGUUAAGAUGGCCUCCGUAAAUGAUGCUCGAUAUGGACAGAAAGAGUCUGCUGAUCAGAACUUUGACUACAUGUUUAAGAUCCUGAUCAUUGGUAACAGCAGUGUUGGCAAAACCAGUUUCCUGUUCCGCUAUGCUGAUGACUCCUUCACACCUGCCUUCGUCAGCACUGUCGGCAUAGACUUCAAAGUGAAGACCAUCUACAGGAAAGACAAGAGAAUAAAGCUUCAAAUAUGGGACACUGCUGGGCAGGAGAGGUACAGGACCAUCACCACAGCAUACUAUCGUGGAGCAAUGGGCUUCAUUCUGAUGUAUGACAUCACCAACCAGGAUUCCUUCAAUGCCGUUCAGGACUGGUCCACACAGAUUAAGACAUAUUCAUGGGACAAUGCUCAAGUGCUGCUGGUGGGAAAUAAGUGUGACAUGGAAGACGAGAGAGUGGUUGCUUCAGAGAGAGGAAGACAACUGUCUGAACAGCUCGGCUUUGAGUAUUUUGAGGCCAGUGCCAAGGACAAUAUUAACGUGAAGCAGUCAUUUGAGCGACUGGUGGACAUAAUCUGUGAGAGGAUGGCUGAGAACCUGGAGUCGGCGGAUCCGUCCAUCACUGGACACAAGCAGGGCCAUCAGCUCAACGAGCAGCCGCAGCGCUCCCACAAAGACUGCGCUUGCUAAGGGUCGCUCUCUGCCUCUCCACCGUUCCCCGCAGAUUGAACA